Molecule: messenger RNA, 5184 nt
Organism: Dermacentor albipictus
Lineage: Eukaryota; Metazoa; Arthropoda; Arachnida; Ixodida; Ixodidae
Product: ran-specific GTPase-activating protein-like
Biological process (GO): nucleocytoplasmic transport
Cellular component (GO): cytoplasm; nuclear pore
Molecular function (GO): GTPase activator activity
Source: RefSeq, a predicted model, not a curated record
CUCGCUUUGAGCGCAUGGUGUCCAUCAACAGUGCAUCGUAAAAACAGUCUUUGCUGAGCGGGAAAGCUGCGAGCAAAAAAAUUGCAGUGGGUCAUCCUUGCAAAUCCAUUUUAAUCAUACCGAAUAAUGAGUGACGAACUUAAUGACUCGGGUUGCGUGGACAAAAGCCGGAACGACAGCGUGAGCGAACACGAAGAUGAGCGUUCACACAGUCCAGACAUCCACUUUGAGCCGGUCAUGAAGCUGCCACUGAUAGAUGUUAAAACGCUCGAAGAAGAUGAGGAGGUCCUGGUCAAGCUGAGGGGCAAGCUCUACAGGUACGUCACGGCACCCGACGAGGCUCCGGAGUGGAAGGAGCGGGGUACAGGCGAGGUGAAGAUCCUCUGCAACAAGUCUGGCCACUGCCGCAUUCUCAUGCGCCGGGACAAGACCUUCAAAGUCUGUGCCAACCACUAUGUGCACCCAGGCAUGGAGCUAAAGCCAAGCCAUGGCAGUGACAAAGCGUGGGUCUGGAGCACUGUAGCCGACUUUGCGGACGAGGAGCCGAAGCCAGAGCUGCUAGCACUGCGGUUUGGAAGUGUGGAGAAUGCCCAAAAGUUCAAGGAAAAAUUUGAAGAAGCCAAGAGAAUGCAAAUUGAGCUGCUCAAAGAAGGCAAAGAAGCUGCCCCUGGAUCCGAAGUGCCCACGAAGGAACUAGAGUCGCUGGCCAUCAAGGAGGAGGCAAAGGAGGACAAAGCGGGCGACAGCAGCGUCGCUGCAGAAUCUGAAAAGAGCCCUUCCGGAGACUCGGCAGAUGCGUCCAAGAAGUGAACGAAAAGGCCCAACGCACUUGUAGCCUGCUGUGUACUGCUGGUCAAUCGACUGUUGCCUUUUUCGCGUCGCAGGGACCAUGUCUCGCUCUCGGCUGAGGCAAGUCAGUCCUCGGGUUUCGAGGAGCUUGUCCUUGGAUAGGCUGGGUUUUUUUUUUUUUUUUUAGGCGCGGAAACGCCCUAACUGUGGUGGGGUGUAAGUGGCCUCUUUUUCCCUUUUUGUGCAUUGCCAGAGAGUUCCUACCUUGUAGAGGAAGUUUGUAAAGCUCGUAGUGUUUGAAAUGGAGAGGACUAAAGCAGAUGUCUGCUGCUGCACUUGGGACUUUUAACCUGCCUGGCAUGGUGGUGAUGUUGUCAUGUGACUACACCCAAAAGUACUUGACGUAUUGAUUGUUGUUACCUUUCUCGCGGUUGAUUCGCUGGCUAUGAGCUGGUGUUAUUGUCGAAAAGUGUUCUUAUUUUAACACUUUUGUUCACGCAAUGGUGGGAAUUCUUCCUCCGCGAGAGGUGUUACAGUCGAACCCGAUAUAUCAAACUCGAAGGGGAUCGCGAAAUAGUUUAAUAUAGAUAAUUCAGGAUGUGAAAUACGCUUAUCUGAAAACUCCAUGCGCCUCGGACAGUAUCCCGCGAACAUGAAAAAUGGGAAGUUGCCUACCCCAUGCCCGGAGCCACUCUGUGAAAAGAUCGAGUGCCAUCACUUUUCUUGUAGAGCAUGAUUGUCGGACUGGGAGGCCUUUUUGCAUUCAUGACACAGCACGGCAGUUAGUCCUUUUCACUAUCGGUACGCUUCACCAUAUUGCAUGGCUGCGAUGUGGCAAAGGUAAAGCAAUUUUGGCAUUGUGGAGCGCAAAAAAGGCCUGUGCUGCAUGAGCCCUCAGUAUUUUGUGACGUGCACCUUGCUUAUUUUUCCUCCGUUGCAUGUACUGGCCUUCGUAUUCAACGCUUUGACAUCAACUGCCAAAACUAUCCCGUUUCGUCAAUGUGACUAUUUCCGAUGAUGCAAGAAGUGAUCAGUCUCGUAAGAAGUUGCGCACUUGCAGGGGCGCACCGCAGUACAUAGUCGAUAUGUACAUAGUGCAAUGCUAUACUUUUGCGUGGCAUUUUCGAGGAUAUAUUACAGCUGUUUGAUAUGAAGAAUAAUUUAAUAUACGUGGGUUUGGUAUGUCCAGGUUUAACUGUACUACAGUGGAACCCUGUUGAUGCGUACCUCACUGUUGCAUUUUCCUGGCUUGUAUCUGAAGACCAUUUACUCUUAUGUAUCGCGUUUCCAUUUGUUAUGCCACCUUUCUCUAACGUUCCUGCAUUUUGCAUUAUACUUGAAUGUGGUGAUCGUAUACAUUUAGCAAUGCAGUGGCAAAUUUGGAAGUACAGAAUGCCACAAGUAUGCAUUCGUCAAUCCCAAUAAGCAUGUUGCCACAUAGUCGGGUGAUGCCCGCUCUCUAAAACCGGCUUCACCGCAAUGCAGCCGUGUUUGCGGUGAAGCAUAUUAAAAGUGAGACGGAGCCUUUAUCACGGAACAUAGUAUGUGUCCCCUAAAGGGGGCAUGACACCAAAUUGUCGAUCAUAAUCUGUACUGCGUGAGGUAAUCUUUGUGCAUUCAAGAACACGGCAAAAUUUUUGUUCAUUUGAGCCAGCACGUAAUUUGCAAUUGAAGCUUUUAUAUUGCACUCGAACGGCAUAACAGUUGUGUUACACUGGCAUGCUCGCAAGCCGUGGCGUCACAAGCGGCGUGCUUGCCGAGCAAUAAUGUAUAUUCUGGCGAAGAAUCGGUGCUUCACCUGUGCGCAUGCAGGAAACUUCUGCUUUGUUCAGCUUGCCAUUGGAAUUGUUCAACUUGCAGCGGCUGAAACAAUGCCACCGCGGCGCCUAUGUAGCGCUGUGGGGUGCCACAGCAAACGAAGCAAGGAGUGCUCCGUGUCAUACUUCCCCAAGGAGCCCGUCAAGCGUUAGGCCUGGGAGAUGAAUGUGGCACGAAGGACUGGCACUCGUAUGACGGUUUUGUUCUGUUUUUGGAACACUUUACGCCAGACAGCUACAAAGAUGAUUUGCGCCUACUCACUGAGCUAGGGAUACACAUGAAAAAGCUGAGGCUGUGGCCAGACGCGAUGCCGACCGUGUGUGGGCACCAACCCAUCCGGCAGGCAGUGCUCCAGCCCCUAGCUAUAACUUUUUUUUUUUACCAAUGUCAGGUAUAAUAAAGUAAGUUCAAGUGCAGGUUCAACCAAAGCGUACAUCAUGCAAAAUCCUUGCUCUGCGGACACGUGUGCGGGCGUUUGUUUACUUGUGCCACAGGCAGCUACAGACGGAAAAAGAAUGGGUGGGAACGCGCGGCAGCUUAAGAAAAUCGUGGUUUUGUUUCGUACGGAUCCGAGAAACACGCAUGCAUGGAAUCCAUGCCAGUAAACAAUCUACGCACGUAAUAAUUUGCAUUGCAUGAAGUAGUACCAGACUUCAUCUCCCGGGAACGGCCGGCUAAUCAAGUGCUAGACGCAUGAAGUAGCAACAGUGCGGAAAAGCAUCAGCAGCAUUUCGCACAAUACCGAUGUCGCCAUCUGUGUUGACCACAUUCACCAUGCUGUCUUCGUCCAUGGCCUCCAAGAUUCAUUGCUUGCUUCACCAUGCGAAGUUGGCGGCAUAGAAGAAAUGGCAUGUGACUUCUAGAGGAAAUAUGGCAGCUACACUCCGACCUCACGUGGUGCGGUGGCUGAUUUUGUAGCAGAUGACGGCUCAGUUACAUGCAGCACAUGACGUCGCACUAGGCUUGGCAAUACGACGGUGCGUGCCGAAAGGCAGGGCUUGGAGCUGGCGACUUCUGGCUAGUAUUUUGGACAAAAAUGUGCUCUUACUGCCCACUUCUUACAUGUGUGUAGCCAUAAUAGACCCUCUAGUACACUUUAAACCGCAAAUUAUUGGGUGACCGUGUCAUGCCCCCUUUAAUUAUACAUGCGCACAGAGCUGUUUCUGACGUCGCUAUGGAGAUUUGCAGCUUUUCUCCCUUUUUUAUUUCCUGGAUGUUACCUUUUCUUUUUCUCACAGUUCCUUGAAGAAGGUAGUAACGGGAUUCUACAGUAUACUUGUGGCGCCAUUGUUGUGUGCGGUAGUAGAGAAAUGUGUGUCUAGUUCUUAUCGAGUGAGAGAGCAAAUCAACACUGCUCUCACAUGCAGGCACAUUCGUUUGAUUGUGUUGCAAUUUUCUGUGGUUUGAGCCAGGCAUUGAGACUCAACUUUGUCUUUCUUCACAUUGCAUGCGUGUGGUGCUUUAGUUGUAGCGAAUGCUUCACUGGCAUUCGCUUUGCUUGUGAUUCCACAAUGGAUGCUGAAAUGCUCUUCAUUCUGCUUAUUGAGCACACGUAGUAGCCUAAGCGGUACUGCCUAGCUUUCUGUAUAUUUGUGUUAGUAGCAUAAUUUGGCGCAUAUGCCAGUAUUGGGUUCUUGUAGCAGAAGACUUGUGUGUUUUGUGGGCAGAUUCAGCGGCACUCUGUAUGUUAACGACAUCGAUCUAAAAAGAUUUUGCUGUUGGCAAGUAAUGGUAAGUGAGAACAAUGUGGCAUGCCUCAGUCUGUAACCAUUUGUAAUCGCGUGAUUGUUAUUCCACAAUGGAUGCUGAAAUGCUUUUCAUUCUGCUUAUUGAGCACACGUAGUAGCCUAAGUGGUACUGCCUAGCUUUCUGUAUAUUUGUGUUAGUAGCAUAAUUUGGCGCAUAUGCAAAUAUUGGGUACUUGUAGCAGAAGACUGGUGUGUUUUGUGGGCAGAUUCAGCGGCACUCUGUAUGUUAACAACAUCUAUCUAAAAUGAUUUUGCUGUUGGUAAGUAAUGGUAAGUGAGAACAAUGUGGCAUGCCUCAGUCUGUAACUAUUUGUAAUCACAUUGGGUUAAUGAUGGCAACUGUUAUAAGGGUCUCAUUAUAUAUUCAAAAGUGUGCUGUAUACAGUAAAUGCAUGUUCUUGCUAUGACUUCAAGGGUUGAUGCUCUUAUUAUAUACCGCGAAAUGGCCAACAGCUCGCUUCCUUUUUUCAUCAUCAUUUUGUCCACUGAGCACUAUCACCGGACGUUUAUCACUGUGUCAUUGUGUGUGUGUGCGCUGGUUGUGUUGUACAUGCUGAUGGGAGUGACUGUGUAGUGUUGGCUGACAUGUUUGCGACUGUGGUGUAACACAUCCAUCACGUGAUGCGAGGACUCUGGCAGACGAAAGAAUGGGCAUCAAAAUAGGCUGGGGGUUGGCGACACAGACUCGGCAGAGCUGUUUGUUGUGCUUUCAGGCCAGGACAAUGGCUUAUUCAGUCAUUUCUUCACUGUAUAUACUGCGGCAUGUGUAGUUCUUGCUGAACACCUCAUGUACUUGGCAAGCAUCUAUUAAAUGGUCUUCGGAUUUGUC